AUGCGAGAAGAUCUUGAAGAAUUUCAAAGAAACAAAGUGUGGCAGCUCGUUCCGAAGCCACGUGGUCACUCCAUUGUUGGCACUAGAUGGGUAUUCAAAAACAAGCUGGAUGAAUCCGGUGCGGUAGUCAGAAACAGAUCAAGGCUAGUUGCAAAGGGCUAUUGUCAACUUGAAGGCGUUGUUCCAGUUUCUACUCUCUUCAAGAGUGCUUUUUCUACUUAUCGCCCACUGGAAAACCCCCAAGAAGUUCAUCUCAAUCUCAUUAACGAUUCUUUGGUCAUCUUGUCCAAAGAAAAGUUCCUCUCAGCCAUUAACCUUCUAGUUCAUCCCUCCAUUAAAAUCUUCUCACCAUCAAUGGCUGACGUCACAUCCGCACUCUACUAG
Messenger RNA from Lactuca sativa (garden lettuce), 384 nucleotides. Its product is annotated as putative mitochondrial protein AtMg00820. The record is from RefSeq and is a predicted model, not a curated record. Lineage: Eukaryota; Viridiplantae; Streptophyta; Magnoliopsida; Asterales; Asteraceae.